Schistosoma rodhaini is the source of this 1833-nucleotide messenger RNA. Lineage: Eukaryota; Metazoa; Platyhelminthes; Trematoda; Strigeidida; Schistosomatidae. The record is from the annotation of a GenBank genome assembly.
AUGAACCAAUAUCUUUGUUUUAAUUUAUCAGUUAUUUUUAUUAUUAUGAUUAUUAUUUAUUGUGGAUUAUUACAAAUUUCAGCAAUUGCUCCAAAAGGUCAUCCUAAAGUACUGAAGACUAAAUCAGUGGAGAAAGAUCUUAUAAGAAUGUUAUUAAAUCGAUAUGAACAAUUUGGUAUAAUUGGACGACCAGUAAAUGACAGUAAAAUUAAAGUUGAUGUUCGUUAUGGAUUACAACUUUUUCAAAUUUUGGAUUUAGAUGAGAAUAAACAAAUUCUGCGAACCAACUGUUGGUGUAUGCAUAAAUGGACUGAUUCUCUCCUUCGUUGGAAUGAAAGUGAAUAUGGAAAUAUUAAAACAGUUAGUAUAUUUCCAUCACAGAUUUGGACUCCUGACAUUAAAUUGUAUAAUUUCGCUGAUGAACGUUUACGCGAAUAUAGAGACGCUCGUGUUGUGGUUUCAAGUAAUGGAGAAACACUAUGGCUUCCACAAGCAUUGUUUAAAAGUACAUGUGAAGUUGAGAUCACAUAUUUCCCAUUUGAUACACAGAUUUGUAUGUUAGAAUUUGGAUCCCUAACGUAUGAUAGAACUCAAAUGGACAUAUUAUGGUGGAUUCCAGAUUCACCUCCCAUAGAAGAAAUGCCAUACUUAGAUUUCUCAGAUUACGUACCAAGUAAUGAAUGGCGUACGGAUGGCGAGAAAGAACGUGAAGUACACCAUGUCAACCGUACUAUACAAAUUCGAUCAGUUAAGAAACAUCGACGUCGAAGUCAAACUGUUGGUAACGAAGUCAUUACAAGAGAAUAUCCAGUUUUACGAUACUUGAUACGUUUGAGAAGGAACCCUAGUUUUUAUGUAUUUAUGUUAGUGAUUCCAUGUGUAUUGUUAUCAUCUUUAACAUUGGUUGUAUUUUGGUUACCUCCAGAAUCUCCAGCAAAAAUGAUGCUUGGGAUGAAUAUAUUUGUGGCAUUUUUUGUCUUAUUAUUACUACUUGCUGAGUCUACACCAAGUGCUGUGAAAAAUUUCCCAUUGAUCGGUGUAUUUUUCUGUUUAAAUAUGAUCAUGAUCACUUUAUCAACAUUUUUAGCUACCAUGGUAAUCCAUCUUUAUUUUCGUGGUGAUCGUAAAGGUGCAGUACCAUAUUUUCUACGUCGGAUUAUAAUAGAAGGGAUUGGGAGACUAACAUUAGUAAGACAAAGAAUCCCACUAUCAGAUGUAAAGAAUUCAAAAAGAAAUGUUUUUGCAAAAUAUCACAAAAAGACUCUUAUCUCACAAAUAUCUCCUGCUAAAACCAAACAGGCUUGCCAAAACAGAUAUUUCGGGGGUGGAUUUUUCCCUCAAUGUAAUGAUUCAGUCAAUCACCCGGCUUGUGGAGAUCAAUAUUUGGAAAAUAUCACGACUAACUGGUCUGGUUCAGCUGAAUUUCAAACGCUUAAAGAAUAUUCUGGAAAAUCCUGUCCACAUAUGAUGAGAACGUCAAUCAAAGUUAAUAAUCAAAUACCGGAAAUUUUACAGCAAAUUAUGCAUAAUGAUAAUCAGAUAAAUAAUUAUCCUUUCAGAACGAUAAACUAUGAUGAAUCAGGUUUUAAUUCAACAACUACACUUGAACGUGACGUAAGAGAACUGAAAAAAUAUGUUAAAAUUGUAGUUAAUCGACAGAAAGAGACAACCCAUAAAAGUUUAAUAGCUAUGGAGUGGCGUACUUUAGCAAUUGUUUUAGAUCGUUUAUUUUUCUUCAUAUAUAUUACUACUAUUUUGAUUGCGGUUGUUGUCUCAGUACCGUAUAACAUCGAAAUAGAAAUACCAGCAGAGUUUCGAGAUUCAGAAGAAUGA